UCAAACGAGGCCGGAGCUCACAGGUGAUUUUACUUAACGUGACUAACGAGUCAGUGAAUGCAUCAUUCUGUCUGCUCUGUGAGAACAUGCUGCACCUGAUCCUCUCUGCUCUGAUGUUUGUUGAAGCCUCUAAAGAUGUCGACUCCAGUCCUCUACGGGAAGAUGGAAAAGCGUCUCAGGAGGACUGGUUCAUCAAGGUGGUGAAUUAUAUGAAGUCCAGCCCAGAGACUGUAGAAGAGCUGAUGACGAAGAAACAUGCAGUGGUGGAGGGAGACCUGUUACUGCCGAAAAACAGGAACGCGGUGGAGAGCGUCUGGCCGACUCGUGAGAUCCCGUUCGUCAUCAGCUCAGAGUUAGCCAAUCAGAGAGAAGACAUCCUCUCUGCCAUGGCGAUGGUGUCCCAACACUCCUGUGUGUCCUUCCACCAGAGGACCUCCGAGAACAGCUACCUGCACUAUGUGAGCAGCAGAGGAUGUGCGUCGUACGUCGGCUUCAUCGGCGGUGAGCAGACCUUGUUCGUCGGCCCCAUGUGCAUUGUGGGUAACAUCGUCCAUGAGAUUCUCCACGCUCUGGGCUUCCACCACGAGCACACGAGGAUGGACCGCGAGCAGUUCAUCAAGGUUCUCUCUCACAACAUCAUGGAGGGGAAGGAGACAAACUUCGAAAAGCAACGAGGUCAAACCUUUGACCUCCGUUAUGACGUCACCUCCAUCAUGCACUACGGAAGUGGGUUUUUCUCAGUCAACAGUCUUCCCACCAUCGUUGCUUACGCCAACAUGGAGGACAUGGGACAGAGACACAAGAUGACGGAGACGGACAUGGCCAGAGUCCGCCUCCUCUACAGCUGUGAUUUCCCAAAAAGUGAGACGGAGAGCAGCGUCGUGGUGGAGGAGGAGGAGGAGGAUGAAAAUGCUCAUGUGUUGAUCCACGAUGUGACGAAGAAGAAGACGAGUUCUAACAACAAACAGGAUGAAGGUCAAACUUCUGCUCCUCCUCUUCAUCUGUGAUGCUGCAGCAGCUGAACUCCGCCACCAGAGGGCAGAAUAUUUUUUCCAGAUAAAUGCACUAAAAAACAAAUAAAUAAUGACGACAAAGAACAAAAUACUUAAAUGAGUUGAAA
Molecule: messenger RNA, 1120 nt
Organism: Anoplopoma fimbria (sablefish)
Lineage: Eukaryota; Metazoa; Chordata; Actinopteri; Perciformes; Anoplopomatidae
Product: low choriolytic enzyme
Exons: 10
Coding region: 87-1007 (306 amino acids)
Biological process (GO): proteolysis
Molecular function (GO): zinc ion binding; metalloendopeptidase activity
Source: RefSeq, a predicted model, not a curated record